Recurvomyces mirabilis is the source of this 1716-nucleotide messenger RNA. RefSeq lists its product as uncharacterized. The record is from RefSeq and is a predicted model, not a curated record. The transcript has a single exon. Lineage: Eukaryota; Fungi; Ascomycota; Dothideomycetes; Mycosphaerellales; Teratosphaeriaceae. Bases 1 to 1716 code for a protein of 571 amino acids.
AUGUUCUUCCUGGAGACUACAGCGUUGUCGACAAGGAGCUACCCGUUGAUCCACAAGCACUACCAGAGCUUAAAAGAUGUAGCAGCCGCCAAACUCACCUAUGGCAUAUUGUCUCACACCUGGGGCAAAGAUGAAGUCACAUACGCCGAUGUGGUUGCUCAGCGCGGCACAGACAAGGCGGGUUAUGCCAAAGUGAGAAAUGCCAUUCAAUGCGCUCGCGAGGAUGGCUUCAAGCUCAUCUGGAUCGACAGUUGCUGCAUCAACAAGGACAGCAGCGCGGAGCUUAGUGAGGCCAUCAAUAGUAUGUACGCCUGGUAUAGCGCCGCCGGAAAGUGCUAUGCAUUUCUCGAAGAUGUCAUAUACCCAGAGAAAGCCGAUAUGACUGAGAUCGAGCCAGCGUUUCGCUCUUCACGGUGGUUCCGCCGUGGUUGGACAUUACAGGAACUGCUUGCACCUAGAGAUCUAGUCUUCUACGAUCAAGAAUGGAGACGCAUCGAGAACAAGGUGCGAAUACAAGCUAUAGUCGCCAAAGCGGCACGCAUCAGAACAGACAUACUGACCGGUCAACGUCUCCUCAGCUCCGCGAGUGUAGCUGAGCGCAUGUCUUGGGCUGCAGGUCGCGAAACCACACGAGAGGAAGACGAGGCCUACUGCCUUAUGGGACUGUUCACUGUCAACAUGCCUAUGCUUUAUGGUGAAGGAGACCGAGCCUUCCAGCGCCUGCAGGAGGAAAUCAUGAAAGUGUCAGAUGAUCAUUCACUUUUCGCUUGGAUGAGCAAGUCUCUGAAGCCUGGCGAACUCCAUGGCUUACUGGCUGACUCGCCGAAUGAUUUCGCUUUUCUGGAAGCACCCGAUAUUCGAGCGUAUAGUAGCUGGGAGAAGGAGUCACCAUACGCGAUGACCAACCGUGGGCUCGAUAUUGAGCUACAUCUAUCGCCACGACAUGAUACGGAUCGUCACUUCACGGCAGCGCUGCAUUGCCCCAGUCCCACUGGUCAAGGUACCUUCCUAGCAGUUGUCCUACAGAAGCUCGGCUCUGCGCGAGACGACGACAGAUAUGCUCGAGUGCAGUGCCAUCGUUUGCAAGCCAUCGGGGAGCGAGGUGUACGGAUCUCCAUGUACAUUCCACAGGGAAUAGUCUUCGAUGACCAAGAAGGUGAAUAUCCCCUUCACGUCCUGAAGUUGGAAGAUCUACCCGCGCCGUAUGUGUACCUUGACAUCGAGAGAGUCAACCCGUUCAACAACGAUGACAAGCGAAUGCUGCCAGAAGUGGCCUCGAACCGAUAUGCCAAGAUCCUCAAGACCGAAGGGCGAGUCGCUGUUAUAUGCACCAUCAAGGACACAGCCACCGAUACUACCUUCCUAAUCCGGCUCGGAUCAGCAAAGCGCCUGACUGUAGGCUUCGAUGUCGUCGGCACCAGACUGCUAGACUACAAGCCACUUGACUCUGGCCGCACCACCGACUUACCUGUACAUCAGCUACGUAUCGAUAUGCCUGAGCGCGUUUUUCCUGGGACCAAGAUCUACAUUGUUCAGUUCACGAUUCAACGCAAGCAGACGGCGCUUGCGACACAGAUAUAUGAAGACGUCACGGAUCGCUUGGCGGGCAUGAUUCCUGUGCAGCCAGCUACUGCGAGACCGCGGCAGCUAGAGCCGAAGCCUCGGACGACAUCUAAUCGCCAUGGAUUCCUACGCAAUGUAGGACUGCGGCGAUGA